AUGUCUGGCGCCGAAGCAGGCCCCGUCCUUGAUCUGAUUUCGUCCGUUAUUACGGUUAUCCAUGCAACUCGACGAGCCUACGAGGCUAUCAAGGACACCAAAGGCCUCCCCAGAAGUAUUAAGAAGUCAGCGUUGAAGCUACACGCCAUCUUGAAGCUCCUCGAAGAUGCUAAAAAGUCUAUUGAAACUGUAGCGGAUGAGACCACCCCAUCUACUCUCAGGCCCACUCUUGAGAAUGUUAAAUGCCAGGCAAUGCGUCUACACGAUUUAUUUGCAAAAGUUAUACCUGAGGAUGCGGUUAAGCUGGAAUCCUCGCUGCCCGAGGGCUUCGAGAAUGCGCCUACCUUUGCACACCAUGGCAGCGGUACCCAAAGCAACAGUAUAGGCGGUGGAACUCAAAAUAACAACAAUGGUCCAGGCCAACAAUACAUUGGGAAAAAUUAUCUCGGUCCAAGACUGUCCUUGAACACGAAUGAUAAAGAUGUGAUACGCCAAUGCCUACGAGAGGUUACUAUAAAGGGUCAUUGGUGCGUGCCCCGGGCUGUCAAUACGCACUUCACUGGCCGUGUCGAAAUCAUAAAGCGAGUCAAAUCAGCAAUAACCCUGCAAGAGAGGAGUCAGAAACAAAGACGAUUUGUUAUUACAGGCAUGGGGGGUCUGGGGAAAAGUGAAAUAUGCCUAAAAGUUGCGGAUGAAUUGCGAGAAGCUUUCUGGGGUGUCUUUUGGGUCGAUGUAGGGAGUGAAUCUGCAGCAACCGACGACUUUAUCAAAAUAGCAAAGAUACUUAGGUCGACUGCUGAAACAAUUGAUGGCGCACGACAAUCACUAUCUAACGAGGAGCGUGACUGGCUUCUCAUAUUGGAUAAUGCAGACGACCCUGACUUUGACUACACCCGUUAUUUUCCGUCUGGAACCAGAGGUGCCAUUCUCCUGACGUCAAGAAAUAAUAGGUGCAACCGACUAAGUACCGUUGGAUCUGAGUCACUUGGGAGUUUGGAGCCCGCUGACUGUCUAAGCCUAUUUUACCAAGUAGCAGGAAUUGAGCCGUCAGAUAGAUAUAAAGAGCCUGCAAUGCGUAUUGUUAAACUUCUUGACUCUCACACGCUCGCGUUAAUACAAGCAGGGGCAUACAUUGCACAGGACUUCUGCUCUGUCGAGGAGUAUCCUGCAGUGUAUAAAAUAGAGUCAAAACGUCUAUUAUCUUUGGGUCCAGAUCAAGCGCCGCCGAGGUACCACAAUGUCUAUGCCACUUUUGAAGCAUCUGUGCAGGCCUUGAGUUCCUCAAGGAGGGAGAAUAGCCAGGAUGCACUGGAUAUGCUUCAUCUCCUAGCCGUUCUACAUUAUAGCAAUUUACCACUAGAGCUAUUCAAGGAUGCGUGGGACGGCGCUCAAGUCGCUCAAGAGAUACCCGAAGGAAAUGCCAACAUUGACGACCUUUCCGACUGGCACGUCUCCCAACUACCCCAAACUAUACAAUGGCGCAAGAAUACCUGGGACCCAUUUCGGUUACAGAGUGCUCAAAACCUACUACAGUCCCUCGCCCUGGUCCAGAGGGGAGAGGAGCGCGGUGCGAAAACAGUUUCCUUGCAUCCCCUUGUGCAUAAAUGGGCCUACUUACGUCAGGUUGAUGCUCAACGCCGCCAGUCAUGGGUAUCUGCUGGGUGUACUAUCGCACUAUCUUACUAUGGGACUACUAGGUGGACGCCAUAUUGGCUCUUAUUACAGCUGCACCUACAUUCACUUUUGAGCAGGGAAGAUGGACACACAUGCAUACCUCCGUCAUCGAUGCCAGAGCUUCAAAUUGUCUUCCAAUGCUGUGAACUGAUGAAUGAGUUACGGAUGGACUACCUGGCUAGGGAAGCAUUGAAUAACUUAUUUCAUAGGCUGAAGCUCGACCCUAUUGAACCUCAGGAAGAAUAUAUGCCACUCUAUAAGUUAGCUGGGCGGAACCUGUACAACGUGGGCGAUGUCAAGAAAGGAGUAAAACUAUGGGAGAAGGUCUGUCAUCUUGAAGAGUUAAAACUGGCUGAAGAUCAUCCAAAUCGACUAGCAUCACAGUACGGACUCGCUUGUGCUUACCAUGGCAAUGGUCAAGUCAAAGAGGCUGUGCAGCUCCUUGAGCAUGUUGUCAAAAUACAAAAGACAGUACUGGCUGAAGAUCACCCGGAUCAACUGACAUCACAGCACACACUCGCUGGUGCCUAUGAGGCAAAUGGUCAAGUCAAAGAGGCUAUACAGCUCCUUGAGCAUGUUGUUAAAGUAUCAAAGACAGUACUAGCUGAAGACCAUCCAAGUCGACUAGCAUCACAGCAUGAACUCGCUGGUGCCUAUGAGGCGAAUGGUCAAGUUAAAGAGGCCGUGCAGCUUCUUGAGCAUGUUGUCAAAGUAAGGACAAUAGUACUAGCUAAAGAUCAUCCGGGUCUAUUGUCAUCACAGCAUGAACUUGCUACUGCUUACCAUACAAAUGGUCAAAUUAAAGAGGCUAUACAGCUGCUUGAGCAUGUUGUCAAAAUACAAAAGACAGUACUGGCUGAAGACCAUCCAAGUCGACUAGCAUCACAGCACGCACUCGCUGGUGCCUAUGAGGCAAAUUGUCAAGUCAAAGAGGCUAUACAGCUCCUUGAGCAUGUUGUUAAAGUAUCAAAGACAGUACUAGCUGAAGACCAUCCAAGUCGACUAGCAUCACAGCAUGAACUCGCUCGUGCUUAUCAGGCAAAUGGUCAAGUUAAAGAGGCCGUGCAGCUCCUUGAGCAUGUUGUUAAAGUAGAAAAGAUAGUACUGGCUGAAGACCAUCCAGCUCGACUGGCAUCACAGAAUCUGCUUACCUGGAUUAGAGACAAACAUUCAAGCAUGGGCAGCUAA
This is a messenger RNA of Nannizzia gypsea CBS 118893, 2862 nucleotides long. RefSeq lists its product as hypothetical. The transcript is spliced from 3 exons. The record is from RefSeq and is a predicted model, not a curated record. Gene Ontology annotation, molecular function: ADP binding; protein binding. Lineage: Eukaryota; Fungi; Ascomycota; Eurotiomycetes; Onygenales; Arthrodermataceae. Bases 1 to 2862 code for a protein of 953 amino acids.